Messenger RNA from Malassezia japonica, 2226 nucleotides. Its product is annotated as DNA helicase. The transcript has a single exon. Lineage: Eukaryota; Fungi; Basidiomycota; Malasseziomycetes; Malasseziales; Malasseziaceae. The record is from RefSeq and is a predicted model, not a curated record. Bases 1 to 2226 code for a protein of 741 amino acids. Gene Ontology annotation, molecular function: RNA binding; ATP hydrolysis activity; DNA binding.
AUGCAGACGUCUGUGCGCACGCCCAAGGCGCCGGACGCUGCCCAGGUGCAGGCGUGGCUGGCGCGGCAGAAAAAACUUUUGGAGAAGGAGAGAGAAGAGGAGCGCGAGCAGAGUGCUCUUCUCCUGUCCAAAUGUGCACCACGACUGCUGGAGAGGAAUGGACUUGCGCUGCUAGGCUUGCAGGCCAGCGCCGUGCGCGUAGGCCAAGGAGCCAAGCUGCUCGUCGAUCUGGAGCGAUCGGCAGCGCUGCAUACCCAGACGCAGUUUCCACCACACACGCUGCGCCCUGGUGACGUUGUCGUGAUCGAGGACAACGCGGAGGCGAAAAAAGGCAAGAGCAAGGAGGUCCAAGGCGAUCGCGGCGUAGUGUUUCGUGUGAACGAGAACCAAAUUACCGUUGCACUGGACGACAAACAAGGUGGCGGGAAAGAGCAAGGCGACGAUGCGGGCACUGACGUCGCUCUUCCGCCGGUGGUCCGUGUCGUAAAGUUGGUCAACGAAGUGACGUACGAUCGCAUGGAGCAAACGCUCACGUCCCUCGCCAAGAUGCUCGGCUUUGAGAAUGGCCAGGGAAGCUUGGAAAGUGCGCCGCCAGUAGUCCGCACCGUCCUGGGCCUCGCCCCCCCGACGUGGUCGCAAGAGAACGUCGACUGGACGCCGCUGAACCCACGCUUUAACGAGACCCAGCGUGCUGCACUCGAGUUUGCACAGCGUACCAACCAAGUGACACUCAUUCAUGGGCCGCCUGGUACAGGCAAGACGACCGUCAUUGCCGAGCUGGUUGUCCAGCUUGCCAAAAAGCACCCCAAUGCACGCAUCCUGGUCUGUGGCGCAAGCAACUUGGCCGUCGACAAUCUCCUGGAGCGCGUCCUUACCACACCUGGCUACAAAGAGGCACUACAAGCUGCUGACGCGCGUGUCACCCGUAUAGGUCACCCCGCGCGCGUCUUGGCGAGCCUCAGUGGCGCUACUUUAGACGCACAGACCACGCUGUCGUCCGAAGGCCAGCUCGUGCGCGAGGUUGCGCAAGAGAUCGACGAUCUCAUGUCGACGCUCUCGCCUCAGAGAGGUGCACCGCGUGCAGGCAACAAGAGCGCACGUACUGCACCCCGCCCAAAAGGCGCCGAGCGCCGCAAAAUGUGGGAGCAAGUGCGUGAGCUGCGCAAAGAGUACCGGAAGCGCGAGCGUGCCUUGACCGGCACGGUCCUGCACCGUGCACGGAUUGUCAUGUCGACGUGCCAUGGUGCAGGCAGCCGGCAACUGCAAAGUACGCAAUUCGACUAUGUCGUGAUUGACGAGGCGUGUCAGGCGCUCGAGGCGACGUGCUGGACCGCGAUUCUCAAACUUACCGAGCACGGACGCCUAUUCCUCGCGGGCGACCACUUGCAGCUCCCUCCGACUGUCAAGGCGACUGCGCCUGUGCAAGAAAAGGUCUCGGAGAAAGAAAAAGAGAUGGCGCUGCGUCCUCCGGCGAGUCUUGAAACGACUCUCUUUGACCGGCUGCUCGAAAUGUAUGGCGAUGGGUGCAAAGCGCUGCUUAGCAUGCAGUACCGCAUGAAUACCGAGAUCAUGGCCUUCCCCAACGAGGCGCUGUACGAGUCGCGUCUGACGGCGCACGAAAGCAAUGCAUCGAUUCGGAUGCACGACCUCGAGUCUGUGGCGCAGCCGAAUGAAGGCGAGGAGGAUGAUGAACUCUGGACCGCCCCCCUGGUCUUUUAUGAUACCACUGGCACUGGGAUGCUGGAGCGCGUUGCGGAUGAGGAUGAGAGCCAAGGCUCACUCCUCCAGUCCACGUCGCGCUGCAAUGAAAACGAGGCGAUGUUGGUAGAGCGCCACAUUGCGCUGCUUGUCGAACACGGGGUCCCCUUGUCUUCGAUUGCGGUCCUCUCGCCCUAUGCGUCGCAAGUGGACCUGCUGAGCACGCAGCUGCGUCGCGUCUAUGGCCCUGAGAUUGAGGUGGGCACGGUCGAUGGCAUGCAAGGCCGUGAAAAAGAGGUGGUGAUCAUCUCUCUGGUGCGUUCCAACGAGGCGCACGAGAUUGGGUUUUUGAGCGAAAAGCGCCGCAUGAACGUGGCAAUGACCCGUGCCAAGCGGCAGCUUGUCGUGGUCGGCGACGCGGACACGAUUGUGGGAAGUUCCCAAGAUAACUCGGUUUCGCGGACCUAUUUGCGUGCAUGGAUCGAGCAUUUGCACUCGAACGCGCUCGUCGAGAUGAAUCCUACAUAG